Verticillium alfalfae VaMs.102 is the source of this 210-nucleotide messenger RNA. RefSeq lists its product with no specific name. Bases 1 to 210 code for a protein of 69 amino acids. The transcript has 2 exons. NCBI's taxonomy places the organism in Eukaryota, Fungi, Ascomycota, Sordariomycetes, Glomerellales, Plectosphaerellaceae. The record is from RefSeq and is a predicted model, not a curated record.
AUGGAUGACUGGAGCACCGAGACCAAGAUUGGCAGCAGGACUCGCGGCGGCGGUGCGCCCCGCGAGAAGGUCGUCAAGGGAUCCGCCGCUAUGAACGCUGCGUUCCGCCAGGGCGGCGUUUCUACCGAGAAGAAGUACGCCUCAGCAAACACCACAAAACUCCGCCGUCUGCCUUGGCCAGGGUUUCCAGACGCAACGCAUGCCAACUAA